Messenger RNA from Spizellomyces punctatus DAOM BR117, 1175 nucleotides. RefSeq lists its product as uncharacterized. Bases 128 to 1063 code for a protein of 311 amino acids. Gene Ontology annotation, molecular function: alternative oxidase activity. The record is from RefSeq and is a predicted model, not a curated record. The transcript is spliced from 2 exons. Gene Ontology annotation, biological process: alternative respiration. Gene Ontology annotation, cellular component: mitochondrion. Lineage: Eukaryota; Fungi; Chytridiomycota; Chytridiomycetes; Spizellomycetales; Spizellomycetaceae.
UGUUGUCGUCGGGUAUUUUCGGAUGGUGAAUGGUUAUAUAAACAGUGUGCUGCAAAACGCUUUUCAAAGCAUUUUAAAGAAUUAGAUAACUUUUUUCUUUUUAAAUACAUUGUCAACUACCACCAUAAUGUUGACAUUAUCACGUCCUCUUGUCAUUCAUCCUAGCAUCCUACGCCCUUCGUCCCGUCUCCUUGCUUCUGCGUUUCUGAGCCCAGUCCGCACCCAAAGCACAACUCCUGCAUCUGUAUCAGCCUCACCAACAGUCACCGGCCCUCAUCCAAAGCUCGGCACCGAUCCCAACGCUGCAACAUGGAGAAAAAUGGAACAGAAGCAGGAACCGGAUAUCGUAAAAAAGAAAACUUACAUGCUUCGCCAUCCGGUUUAUACCCCACAGGAACUGGAAGCGGUUAAAUUCACCCAUAAAGAGCUGGCAGGGGUGAGGGAUCAGAUUGCAUUUGCCCUGGUUCGGCUGAUGAGGUUCGGAUUUGAUACCGCGACGAAUUACUCGGAUAAGAUUGGUGUUAUGACUGAAAAGCAGUGGUUGAAUAGAAUCGUGUUCCUCGAAACCGUCGCUGGUGUUCCUGGCAUGGUUGGCGGCAUGAUGCGCCACCUUCGCUCCCUCCGCCUGCUCCGUCGCGACAAUGGCUGGGUCCACACUCUCCUCGAGGAAGCAGAAAAUGAACGGAUGCACCUCCUCACUUUUAUGAAAUUGAAACAGCCCUCCAUUUUGUUCCGAGCAAUGGUCCUCAUGGGCCAAGGCGUCUUUUUCAACCUCUUCUUCGCCUCAUACAUACUCUCACCUCGUGCCUGCCAUCGGUUUGUUGGAUACCUCGAAGAGGAAGCUGUUCACACCUACACCAACUGCUUGAAGGAUAUUGAAGUAGGGAAGAUCCAGCACUGGGGAACGACCCCUGCACCCGACAUUGCAAAAGAAUACUGGAGGCUAAAGGAAAAUGCAACAUUGAGGGACGUAGUAGCUGCUGUGAGGGCAGAUGAGGCAGAGCAUCGGGAUGUCAAUCACACGUUGGCUGGAUUGAGACCUGAUGAUCCAAACCCGUUUUGAAAGGAUGGAAUUGAAUUGUGUAAAACUAAUGAUUUUGGACGUUUCUGUGAUAUAAAUAUAUGGUAUCCCAUUGUUUUGAAUCGAUAAGACUUGCUAUCCUACAAUGAGUGCA